GAUGGGCGACAUGAACACAGAAGGGGCUGAAAUGGCUCAUCUGGACCAGGAGACACGAUUCUGAACAGCAGCCCCCAACUUUCCUGACCUGGUCCCUAUCAGCCAGUCAAUUGCAAUGAGGGAAAAAGGUUUUGUGUAAUCAUUCACAGUUCUUUUUCGUGUGUUUCACUCACACCAUUUUUUUCACAGUGGUGUUCAUAUGAUUACAUACCCUGACAGAAUUAUGCCCUAUGCUUUGCUGUGUUGAUAAGUAUCAUAGAAUGUAAAUUAUUACAAAAAAAAACCCUUUCACUCAUUGCACCCUUUCACUAUUGACUGUCUGAUGACAUUUAUCAGCACUCCCCUGUGUUUACUCCAUCAUAACACAAACUACCAACAUGACCCUGAUCAAAGUUUACAUAACCUAGGGUCUGAUGCUGUAUGUUGCCCCCUUAUACAUCAAUGGUUGUCCUAUGCCUCUUGAACAAUUUCAAUGUUGUCGUCCUACAUUGAAGACUAUGUAUUAUGUUAAUAAUCAAACAAUGAUAAACCAAUGAUAAUCUACUUUAAUAUUGAUAUUUCUGACUUCUUUUACUUCUUUCAGGUCAUUUCUGAUCAAGAGGUGCACAAAUCUGAGAAUGCUUUGUUGGUGAAACAUAUCAUGAACAAAAAAUGGAAAGCAGCGGCCAAACUAAUCAUGAAGCAUGAGGAGCUUUCACAGGAAGUGAAGGCCAGCAUCCUUACAGUCAUUGAAAGUGAAUCCAGAGCACUCUGCGACCCCAGCAAGAAAUGCAUGUUGUGGAGGUCUUCACCAGAAGAUUUGAGUUCUUUCUCAUUUAGCAGCCUGGAGUCAGACCUGCAGCGCCUCUCACCACUCCUCUUGUCCAUCUUCACAACCAUCACAAAACACUCACGUUUUGUCACCUGUGCUGCUGCUGCAAUUGCAUUAAGAGGUAGAGAAAAUCGCCUGUCUGGGUUCGCUUACUACAUCAACUGCAUUCUGCAAUAUGGGGGUGCAAAGAAAGCAGUGUUUGAAAGGCUCAGCAAAUUUGCCAUUUCAACAACAUACAAGAAUGCUAUUGGAAAGCAGAAGGAAUUGGCAAACAAUUGUGGAUCUGGUCUUUGGUCAUUGAAGAGGCAAAACGAAGAAUUCCUGGCAAUGGAAGCUGGGUGUCAGCCUGUCAGUGAAGAGCAGGACGAAACCUCCAUAGAUGCCUGGACGGAGUCUGAGAUGAUACCCGGUGAUGUGUUCCGAAGUAUGGAAGACCUUCGAUUAUCAGGAGAAUUGGCUGAAAGCUGUGCCACAGACCAGGCCACAUCAGGGGAAGGGAUCACAUCUGAGCUGGCUGAAAACGUCACGGAGCAGGCAACAUCAGAUAAAGAGUUGAGGACCUCAUCAGAGAUGACUGAAGGAAGUGCCGUGGACCAGGGUUCUGGACAUGAUGUGAGGAUCAUAUCUCAGUCGUUGGUGGAGAAGUGCUCGACUACACCACACACUUAUUCCAUCAUCUUUGAUAAUUUAGAUUUUUUCAUGCGCACACACCACCAGUCCAGCCUACACAGUAACAAGUCAAUUCAUUGGAUACACCACAUCGCUGUCCAGGACCGUGUCCCCAUUUAUCACCUGGCUAAUGACAAACCAAUUGGAAAUCUUCUGGACUAUGACCUGAAUUUGUCACUCCCUGGAAAGAAUGAACAAAUGCAGAUGCGAAGAGAGUACAUUGUUUUCACCAGCCGAAUCCUGUCAAGUUACCUGUCUGUAUUCAAGCCAUUCUCCAAUGUGGUUGUACGCCACAUACCGCAUCAGUAUUCAGCAGAAAUGGCACAGCAUUCCACUGAUUACCCAUUAGGACUGCUUUUCAAAGAUGAAAACAAAUCUGCCGAUUUGGCAGAAGUACUUCAUCACUUCCAGAACACGUAAGCAUGAAGCAGGGUCACAAAAUUCUUUCCAGUGUUAUAAAUGUGAGCAGAAUAUACAAACAAUUUCUUCUGUCUCAAUUGUAGGUAUGUACCAAAACAGCCUGAUGGGAUUUCAACCAUUUUGGUUGGAGGCGACAGGCUUUCCGAAGCAAAUAGCAGAAACCUGCAGUGGGCCUAUGCCAAUGGUCUGAAUACGGAGGAGCGAUUGGAUGGCAUGGAAUUCAUGUUUGAGGACUGGCAUGCGAUUAGGAUGCUAUUUCAAGUGAGUAAUGUAUCACAUUGUGACGUGUGUUUGCUGAAACUGUUAUAUUCAGUUCAUUCAUUAUUUAAUUUAAGACAGUAGGUCAUAGUUGAAGUGUGUUGUACUGCUAUUAAAAACACAGUAUUCCCUUAAAUUUGUAAUACAGUUGCAAA
This is a messenger RNA of Engraulis encrasicolus (European anchovy), 2313 nucleotides long. RefSeq lists its product as uncharacterized. The transcript is spliced from 3 exons. Lineage: Eukaryota; Metazoa; Chordata; Actinopteri; Clupeiformes; Engraulidae. The record is from RefSeq and is a predicted model, not a curated record. Bases 533 to 1900 code for a protein of 455 amino acids.